GUAUCCGCCCCUCCACCAAUGGCUCAGUACGCUCCGCCUCCCCAAAGACGUCACGCCCAGGUUCCGCCUCCCUGGGACGCCCAAGCUCCGCCUCCAUGGCGGCACGCCCAAGCUCCGCAUCUGUCACAGGGAAACCGCCCAAGAAACCCUGCCCUUGCCGGCCGCUCACGGCUGUACUAGGUGAGGGAGCGGCAGAGCGCCAAGCCCCCAGCAAGCCCCUGACUCCGGUGAAGAAGCCCAAGGACCUUCUGUCUCCCAUGUUGAGGAUUGUGGAUAGCAAAUCUGGUCGACGGAGAGUCACUUCUGCCCCUGUGGUCAGGUCCAUGGACCAGCCAGAAGCUAGAACCACCUUCUACCGCCAAGACUCCCAGGACUCGAGCAAGUCAUGUGACCGGAAGUCGUCCGUGGCCGGCGUGCCUGGUGACGCAGUGGGUCCGGAGACGAUGGAGUUCGCUGAGAUCCGAGACUGUGACUUCCUGGGCAGCGAGAGGAUGGAGUUUUUGUUACAGGCGCUUCAUCAUGAACCGUCCUCGGGGAAGACUUUCCGGAAGUAUAUAGAGAAGAGUGAACGACCGCAGGACGUGAAGACUUACUGCAAGGUGGAGAGAGCAGACGUGACCCGUCGACUGGAGACCAAGAACACAUACAUACUGAACCUACAGAAACAAGGGAUUAUCAAGGAAAAAAUGAACCACAACCACACGGACGACGCGAACCUGGUACAGAAGAUCAACGCCAUCGUGCACUGUUUCAUCGACUCCACCAUCCCGCCCUCCCUGCAGAUAGACAUCCCCCAGGAGAUGGCCGACCGGAUCCUGGACCACAAACACGAGAAGGGACCGUAUCUCUUCCGGGAGGCACAGCUGGCCACGUUCCGCAUCCUGCUGACCCACUGGCAGCCGUUCUGUGAGUUCCGUAACAACAUGAACACAGACGAGAGGGCGCUCACCACGCUGGAGAGGCACAGGGUCAUAGCCAGGCAGAAGGAGGCAGCUCACAGAGAGGAGCUGGAGAAACAGAGAGAGAGGGAGGAGGCGGAUACUCUGUUGCCGCGGGCCGGUAAGAAGGUCUCCGUAGGUGUGGCCUUCAAGGAGCGGAUGUUACGUCUGGAGCUGGGACUGGGAGAGCAGGACCAACUGCCGGAGGACCUGUUCGAGGAAGAGGACAAGGGAGACAAGAUCUCCUUCUCCUACUCCGACUACCUGAGCGAGCUGAGGGAGCAGGUGACAGUUGAGCCGGGCCUUCUGGAGUCUAGUUCCUUCUACAACCUCAUGCUCACCUCUUACGAUGACAAUGCCUCCCAGACUGUGCGUGGCCACUGGUCAUCUCUCUCUCCGGCCACUGAUCAAGACAGUUUGUAGAGGAGUUGUAGCGGGUGGUUGGCGGGUGCUCUUGUGUAGCUUGCUCCCUUCUUUCCUACCAAACUUCCAUCUUCCUUACCUCUCCUUCUUUUCUGUGUAUGUUACUCUCCAGUAACGCCUCUCUUAUCCCCGGCACUUCAAUUAUCUUAUUGUGAUGGUUUACUAUACAUCUAGAUGGGCAGGCGCUACGGAUGUUUGUGUCUGUGAGAUGUGGUCAAAGUUUGGGGGCUGGCAUUAGAACGGUCGACAAGCAGCGCUGUAACACGUAGCAACAGGCCCACUGUGACCCACUCUACUAGGUAAAGUCAGUUCUAAAUAAAAUGGGGGAUCCAAGUUUACUUUUAUCGUUAUUUUUUGUUGGUCACUGUUUGUGUAAUAUGUACGUUCGUCGUAUGUAUUUCCUUGUGUGAUAAAAUGUUCUCAAACCUGACUCUGGGACUGUGUCCGUACUGUUGGCUGGGCCUGUGGUGGGUGGCAGGUGACCUCAUGGGUCAUGUCACAUCAUGGUGGGCCUAUAUUGACCAGUCACAACGUCACAGGUGACCAUUUGUUGGGCCUACAUUGACCAGUGACAUCAUGGUGGCCUAUAUUGACCAGUCACGUCACAGGUGACCAUUAGUUGGGCCUACAGUGACAAGUCACAACAUGGUUGGCCGACAUUGACCAGUGACGUCACAGAUGACCAUUUGUGGGGCCUACAUUGACAAGUCACAACAUCACACAUGUUAUUCCAUGUCACAUAUUUUCCAGCUUUACCAAGCAAUAAUGUGAUACUCUAUCUUUACCAAAGGUCAUUAUAAUUAUAGUUAUAUUGUAUCGAUAAUAUUUUCUUCUAUUGAAGGUCAUAUUUUUCUAGGGAUGUCUCUUUCACAGUCCGUCCACUCAAGUUUUUCUCUACCACGUAUACUGAACUGUUGAUAAGAUUUCCUGUGUCAAAUGUAAUCAUAAUAUUAUCACUGGGGCGAGUAAAUGCCUCGGAUCACAUAUAAUUUAUAGAUUUUUUAUUCAGAACACAAUGUACUGUUUAUGUGUUGUUAUUGUGUUUGUAAACCGCUCAAAGCCUGUGCUCUUUAAUCGUGAUUGGGCGCUAUAUAAAUGUCAUAUAUGAUUAUUAUUGUCAUCAUCAUUAUUAUUAUUAUCAUCAUUAUUAUUAUCUUUAUUUUUAUUAUUAUUCUCAUUUUUAUCAUGAGCUAAUUGAUUGUAAUACCUCAUUUGUUUAUGUAGUUUUCUUUCUGAAAUAUUUUGUCUUUUAGUUAUUGUCAUUUUUUCGGAAUGUUUUACCUAUUAUUCGUAUACAUUUUUUAUGAGACUAUUCUGUUUCAAAGGUCAUUUCCUGUUCCUCACAAUAAAUUUUCUUCACCAAAGGUCA
Messenger RNA from Aplysia californica (California sea hare), 2730 nucleotides. Its product is annotated as regulator of G-protein signaling 22. Gene Ontology annotation, molecular function: G-protein alpha-subunit binding. NCBI's taxonomy places the organism in Eukaryota, Metazoa, Mollusca, Gastropoda, Aplysiida, Aplysiidae. The record is from RefSeq and is a predicted model, not a curated record. Gene Ontology annotation, biological process: regulation of signal transduction.